Molecule: messenger RNA, 2493 nt
Organism: Indicator indicator
Lineage: Eukaryota; Metazoa; Chordata; Aves; Piciformes; Indicatoridae
Gene: FIGN
Product: fidgetin, microtubule severing factor
Exons: 3
Coding region: 1-2493 (830 amino acids)
Molecular function (GO): microtubule severing ATPase activity; ATP hydrolysis activity; ATP binding
Source: RefSeq, a predicted model, not a curated record
AUGCUGGCUCCUUGCAAAGCAGCUGUUUUGGGUUUGAAAUUCCAACAUGGCAGAGGCUGCAGUCAGUCUUCCCUUCAAAAACUUGGAAUGAUUUCAAAUCAUAGGCACCUUCACUUAACCCGAGUCCCCAUUCAUCAGCAAACACAUCGGAUCGAUGCUACUCUAACCUAUCGGGUUCUUGUACCAAAUCUCCAGCUUCAUCUUAAGAAGGAUGGAAUUGAGGAAGAGAGACUAAAGGAUUCAUCUUGGGGCUUGAAGAUGCAGUGGACGCCAGAGCAUGCCCAGUGGCCAGAACAGCACUUUGAUAUCACUUCAACCACCCGGUCCCCUGCACACAAGGUGGAAGCCUACCGAGGGCACCUGCAGCGCACCUACCAGUAUGCCUGGGCCAACGAUGACAUCUCGGCUCUGACUGCCUCCAAUCUUCUGAAAAAGUAUGCAGAAAAAUACUCUGGUAUUUUGGAAGGCCCAGCUGAGCGGCCCAUCCUCAGCAAUUACUCUGAAGCUCCCUCAGGGCUGGUGAAUGGUCGGAAGAAUGAAAGUGAGCCCUGGCAGCCAUCGCUGAAUUCGGAGAGCGUCUAUCCCAUGAACUGUGUCCCAGACGUUAUCACCGCCAGCAAAGCUGGGGUAAGUGCAGCCCUUCCUCCCGCAGAUGUCUCGGCCAGCAUUGGGAGCUCUCCUGGGGUGGCCAGUAACCUGGCUGAACCCAGUUACUCCAGCAGCACCUGCGGAAGUCACACGGUUCCCAGUCUUCAUUCAGGGCUCCCAUCUCAGGAAUAUGCCACAGGAUACAAUGGCUCAUACUUGCAUACCAGUUACAGUGGCCAGCCAGCACCUGCACUUCCAUCCCCACAUCCAUCCCCCCUGCAUAGCUCGGGACUUUUACAACCACCGCCACCGCCACCAGCCCUCGUCCCUGGCUACAACGGGACCUCUAACCUCUCCAGUUAUAGCUACCCUUCUGCCAGUUAUCCUCCUCAAACUGCUGUUGGCCCUGGGUACAGUCCUGGGGGUGCCCCACCACCCUCUGCGUACCUGCCUUCAGGAAUCCCUGCUCCAACCCCUCUGCCCCCAACCACUGUCCCCAGUUACUCCUACCAGGGCCAUGGUCUGACACCCAUUGCACCAUCUGCCCUGACAAACAGUUCCACCAGCUCUCUCAAAAGGAAAGCAUUCUACAUGGCAGGGCAAGGAGAAAUGGACUCCAGUUAUGGAAAUUACAGCUAUGGCCAACAGAGAUCUACACAGAGUCCCAUGUAUCGAAUGCCCGACAACAGCAUUUCAAAUGCAAACAGGGGGAAUGGUUUUGACAGAAGUGCUGAAACAUCAUCCUUAGCAUUUAAGCCAACAAAGCAACUAAUGUCCUCUGAACAGCAAAGGAAAUUCAGCAGCCAGUCCAGUAGGGCUCUAACACCCCCAUCCUACAGUACUGCUAAAAACUCACUGGGUUCGAGAUCAAGUGACUCGUUUGGGAAGUAUACCUCCCCAGUAAUGAGUGAGCACGGUGAUGAGCACAGGCAGCUCCUCCCUCACCCAAUGCAAGGCCCGGGACUUCGUGCAGCUACCUCAUCCAACCACUCUGUGGACGAGCAACUGAAGAAUACUGACACACACCUCAUUGACCUUGUUACCAACGAGAUUAUCAACCAAGGACCUCCUGUGGACUGGAGCGACAUCGCUGGCCUAGAUCUAGUAAAGGCCGUCAUUAAGGAGGAGGUUUUAUGGCCAGUAUUGAGGUCAGAUGCAUUCAAUGGACUGACUGCUCUACCUCGGAGCAUCCUUUUAUUUGGACCUCGGGGAACAGGCAAAACAUUAAUGAGCAGAUGUAUAGCUAGUCAGCUGGGGGCCACGUUUUUCAAAAUCACUGGCUCUGGCCUUGUCACAAAGUGGUUAGGGGAAGGAGAAAAAAUUGUCCAUGCCUCCUUCCUCGUGGCAAGGUGUCGCCAGCCCUCGGUGAUUUUUGUUAGUGACAUUGAUAUGCUCCUUUCCUCUCAAGUGAGUGAAGAACACAGUCCAGUAAGUCGGAUGAGAACCGAAUUCCUUAUGCAGCUAGACACUGUACUGACUUCUGCUGAGGACCAAAUAGUAGUAAUUUGCGCCACAAGUAAACCGGAAGAAAUUGAUGAAUCUCUUCGAAGGUACUUCAUGAAACGACUUUUAAUCCCACUUCCUGACAGCACAGCGAGACACCAGAUAAUAGUACAACUGCUCUCACAGCACAAUUACUGUCUCAAUGACAAGGAGGUUGCACUGCUUGUCCAGCGCACAGAAGGCUUUUCUGGACUAGAUGUGGCUCAUUUGUGUCAGGAAGCCGUGGUAGGCCCACUCCACGCCAUGCCAGCCACAGACCUUUCAGCCAUUAUGCCCAGCCAGUUGAGGCCAGUUACAUAUCAAGACUUUGAAAAUGCUUUCUGCAAGAUACAGCCUAGCAUAUCUCAAAAAGAGCUUGAUACAUAUGUUGAAUGGAACAAAAUGUUUGGUUGCAGUCAGUGA